Messenger RNA from Aplysia californica (California sea hare), 2108 nucleotides. RefSeq lists its product as uncharacterized. NCBI's taxonomy places the organism in Eukaryota, Metazoa, Mollusca, Gastropoda, Aplysiida, Aplysiidae. The record is from RefSeq and is a predicted model, not a curated record.
GCGUGUCAGACGUGGGGGAUGAGAAGAGCUCUGUCGGCCAUACCGAGGAGGGAAAGAAGGCAAGAAGGUGUAAAUUGAAGCACACCAGUAACAACAGUAGGCCUAUGGCUUCUAUAUGAAAAUACUGUUCAGAAAUAACGAUGGUGCAAAACUGUGCUGUUGUUGGAUGUUCAAACAAGCGUGACAAGGAGACAACUCAUCUCGGCUUUCACAAGUUCCCUUUCUCAGAUCCGGAACGACUGCAAAAAUGGAUCCAUCUCGUUUCUCGCAAAGAUGCCCACGGAAAGCUCUGGUUUCCCUCAAAAAGUGCGAGAAUAUGCAGCGAUCAUUUUCUCCUAGAAGAUUAUGAGCUCGACACGCAGAACAAAGUUCUACGGGCAACUGCUGUGCCGUCAAAGUUCCCCUGUCGCCCUGGUCAGAGUCCAGGUCAGAGUCAACGAGUUCGAAAGCCGUCAUAGAGAUUGAAACGUCCUUUCAGCAAUGUUGAAAUAGCUUGUAGCAGCAGCACCGAAGCUCCAGACCAUGAGCUUGACCCUCAGAAGAAAGUUCCAGGAACAACUGCAGAGACGUCCAAGUUCCCAUGUCACCCUGCUCAGAAACAAUCGGCUAAAAAAUCGCAGAAGAAAUCUGAAAUAGAAUUUCCUUUUACUAAUGUUAAAGUUGAAGUCAGCAGAAGCGCCGAAACCCCAGAGGAUGAGCUUGAUACACAGGAGGAAGUCCUUGGAAUAAACACAACGCCAUCGCCAUUCCCAUAUCACCCCGCUCAGAUGAAACAGUCAGUUCAAAAGAAGACACCAACAUCUAAAAACAAUGGUUGUUUUAACAAUGUUGAGGCUAGCAGUAGCCCAGAAGCCCCAGAUGAUGAACUUAACGCACAGGAGGAAGUCCCAGGAAAAACUCUGGUACCAUCGCCAUUCCCAUUCUCACAUCACACACCUGCUCAGAAACAGUCAAUUGUUCAAAAGGCAUCAUGGAAAUCUGAAAACGAACAUCUUGUUAACAAAGUUGAAGCUUGUAGUGGAUCAGAAGCCCCUGAUGAUGAACUUAACACACAGGGGGAGAUCCCAGGAAAAACUCUAGUGCCAUCGCCAUUCUCUUUCCCAUAUCAAAAACAGUCAGUUCAAAAGAGGCCAUGGAAAUCUGAAAACGAAUAUCUUGUUAACAAAGUUGAAGCUUGUAGUGGAUCAGAAGGGUCAGAUGAUGAAUGUAUCACUCAGGAGGAGGAAGUCCAAGGAAAAACUCUAGUGCGAUCAGAGUUGUCAUGCCACCCUGCUCAGAUAGAAUUGGUUCAAAAGACACCAGGGAGACCUAAAAAAACCUGUCCUUGUCCUUCUGCUCAGAAAGAAUUCGUUGAAAAAGCACCAGGGAAACCUAAAAAAAAGCGUCCUUUCAACAUUGUUGUGGUAGAACCUAACGGUAGUACAGAAUCCUCAGACUCAGACGAUGAGCUUGACACGAAGGAGAAAAUGCCAGAAAAAACUGCAGCGGCAGCGGCAUCGCAGCUUCCUUCUUGUCAUUCUGCUCAGAAAGAAUUUGUUCGAGAGACACUAGGGGAAUCUCAAAGUAAACUUCCUGUCAACGUUUUUGUAGUGGAAGCUAGGAGUAGCUCAGAAGAAGCCUCAGAAGGUGAACAUGACGCACAGAAAAAAGUUCCAGAAAAAACUGACACAGUGCUCUUGCAGGCCCCAUGUCUCCCUGCUCAGCAGCAAUCAGCUGAAAAGACACAACGAAAGAGAUCUCGAAAGAAACGUCGUUUUGACAACGGUGAAUCUAGCAGUAACGUGGAAGCCCUAGAUGAAGAAACUGCUAAUCUCUUCAGCGAACACUCUUAUUUCAGACCACCUAAAGGUUUAGAGCUUAAUCUGAUGGAGGUGAUGGUAGCCCUUGAGAGAAGCAAAGCAAAAGUUAAGAGUCACAGCAGAACGAUCAAAUGCUUGCGUCAAAGGCUCAUGAGAAGAGACACCACAAUUGCCAGCAUGACGGAGGAAUUGGAGUCUUUGAGGAAGAGGCUCUCCCCCGAUGAGCAAAAUCCUGUGAAAUGAAACCUUUAAUAAAGGAUACUUUUGUGCUGAUUCAAAACUAACAAAAGGUGAAGGCAGCAGAGACAA